ACCGCCUACGUUAAUUUCGCCCCCCCACUUCCCCCUCCCCUAUUAAUUAACACCCCCCACCCCGUUAAUUACCCACCCCCCCCAGCCGUGGAGUCCCUCCGCGCCUUCUCCCAGCUCCACUCCCCCCGGGGGGAGGGGGGGGGAAGGGACGCCCCCCCCGCCCCUCCCCCCCCUCCCCCCGCGGGCCGCCCCGCCCCUCCCCCCCCGCCGUGGGAAGAAGAGGACUGCCUGGACUAUUAUGGGAUGUUGCCCCUCCAUCGCCUCUUCGAGGUGGUGGGGGCCCAGCUGACCCCCCGCGAGGUGGCCCGACUGGCCGGGCUGCUGGAGGAAGCCCACCCCCACCCCCCCCACCCUUUGGACCCCUCGCUCUGGGGGGGGGGAGGGGACGACGAGGAGGAGGAGGAGGAGGAGGAAGGGCAGGGACAGGGGGGCGUCCCCUCCCCCCGUCUGCGGGAGUUCUGGCGGCGGCGGCGGCGGCGCCGGGGGGGUGGGGGGGAAGCGGCGGCGGCGGCGGCGGCGGGGGGGGGUCGCUGGCGGCCGCGGGACGGGCGGGAGCUGCUGCUGGAGCUGGAGCGCCGGGGGCUCUGCGACGAGGGCAACUUCGGGCACCUGCUGCGGCUCCUGCGCGCCGUCGCCCGCCACGACCUGCUGCGCUGCGUCAGCCUCAAGCGCCCGCGCCCCGUUUCGCCGGAAAGAGGCAGCUGUGGCGCCCCACAACCCCCGCGGGAACGCUGGGAGACAGGCUCCAGCCCGGGCAAGCGGAAGCGCAGCAGCCGGAGCCGGACGCGGCCCCCCCUCCCCCACAGCGCCCCACCCCCCGCCGACCCCCCCGCUGACCCCCCCGCCAAGGUCACCUGCGACAUCCGGCUGCGGGUGCGGGCCGAGCUGUGCGAGCACGACGCCGUGUUGCGCCGCAGCGUGGCCUCCAGCCGCCCCCGGGGCCCCUGGCGCCAGCUGGACGUUUUCGGCCAAGCCAGCGGAGUCCUCAAAUCCCGGGAUCUGGGUUCCAUCCUCUGCGACAUCAAGUUCUCGGAGCUUUCCUACCUGGAGGCCUUUUGGGGGGACUACCUGAGCGGGGCCCUGCUGCGGGCGCUGGAGGGCGUCUUCCUGACGGAGGGGCUGCGGCGCGCCGUGGGGCGGCAGGAGGUGCGGCUGCUCGUCAGCGUCGACCAGGACGACUACGAGGAGGGCAGGAGGCGGCUGCUGGGGGCGGCCGGGGGCCGGGGGGGGGAGGACUGAGGGACAACCCCCCCCAAUCGUCUCACCCCCCCCCCAACACACACACCCCCCUUCUAAUGGGGGGCCGGGAACGAGGGACCCAGCCCCUCCCCCACCUUGUAACGGGGGGGAGUGAGGGACCCCCCCACACACCUUUAUAACGGGGGGGGAGUGAGGGACCCCCCCACACCCUUAUAACAGGGGGGGGGAGUGGGGACCCCCCCACAUACCCUUAUAAUGGGGGAGGGGAGUGAGGGACCCCCCCACACACCCUUAUAAUGGGGGGGGGGAGUGAGGGACCCCCCCACACACAC
Molecule: messenger RNA, 1532 nt
Organism: Chroicocephalus ridibundus (black-headed gull)
Lineage: Eukaryota; Metazoa; Chordata; Aves; Charadriiformes; Laridae
Product: DNA-binding death effector domain-containing protein 2-like
Exons: 4
Biological process (GO): apoptotic process; regulation of apoptotic process; extrinsic apoptotic signaling pathway via death domain receptors
Cellular component (GO): nucleolus
Molecular function (GO): DNA binding; protein binding
Source: RefSeq, a predicted model, not a curated record